AGUUAGAAGGAAGGAACGACGUGGAACGCUUUCCUGACCGUACUCGGUUUUCUUUCUUCUCUCUUUCUUCUCUCUCUCUCCCUCUUUCUUUUCUACUCGUCAUCUGUCGCUCAAUAUAUAACCUCCCCUUCGUUCUCCAAAUAGAAUUGGCUGUCAUUUGUCAAGUGGAUCCUGGUACUACGUAAACCAUUAACCACCUGCUGCUGCUUCUCGUCCAACGGAUUGAGAGAGGGAAAUCGAAAGGUCAAUACAGAUCAUCGUUUCCACCGCCUCGUCUGGAGUUGCAGCGCAAAACCUCAGAACCGGGCUUCAAACAGUACCAUAUACUCGUCGUUACAGUUCCCCUCCCCCACAAUCUCCCAUACUACAGCUCUCUGAUCCAAGCUUCGACCCGCCACGGCCAUCACGCCCAACUCUUCCUUCGUGACGAAUUAACAUUGUUCUCUGUUUAAAUAUUCAUACAAGCUCGUCAUAAAUUACACAGUCGAACAGUUCCUCGCCAACCGAUUUCACCAUGCAUAUCAAGGACAUGCUCAACGACGCCGAGAGGAGCGGCCAGCCCUCCUUCUCUUUCGAGUACUUCCCUCCCAAGACCGCCCAAGGUGUUCAGAACCUUUACGACCGUAUGGAUCGCAUGUACAAUCUGGGUCCCAAGUUCAUCGACAUCACAUGGGGUGCUGGUGGUAGAAUUGCCGAGCUCACUUGCGAGAUGGUACUCCAGGCUCAAGCUGUCUACGGCCUCGAAACUUGCAUGCAUCUGACCUGCACCGACAUGGGUGUUGAGAAGGUCAAUGAUGCCCUUCUUAAAGCGUACAAAGCCGGGUGCACCAAUAUUCUGGCCCUACGUGGUGAUCCCCCGCGAGCUCAAGACAAGUGGACCGCUGCGGACGGAGGCUUUCAGUAUGCCCGUGAUCUCGUCAAACACAUCCGCGAUACCUACGGCAACCACUUCGACAUCGGUGUUGCUGGUUAUCCUGAGGGUUCCGAUGACAACAAGAAUGAGGACGAAUUACUUGACCAUCUCAAGGAGAAGGUUGACAUGGGCGCCAGUUUCAUUGUCACACAGAUGUUCUAUGAUGCUGAUAACUUCAUUCGCUGGGUGAAGCGUGUUCGUGAGCGUGGCAUCACUAUCCCUAUCCUCCCCGGUAUCAUGCCUAUAGCUACAUAUGCCAGCUUCCUUCGACGAGCAAACCACAUGCAGGCCAAAAUUCCUCAAGAAUGGCUCGAUGCACUUGAGCCUGUUAAGAACGACGAUGUCGCCGUCAGAAAUAUCGGAAAGACCCUGGUUGCCAACAUGUGCCGAAAGUUGCUCGCCAAUGGGAUUCACCACCUUCAUUUCUAUACUAUGAACCUUGCCCAGGCUACACGCAUGUUACUUGAGGAGCUCCAAUGGGCUCCUUGCGCUGAGCGUCCUCUUCAACAGGCUCUCCCCUGGAAACAGUCCAAAGGACUUGGCCGCCGCGAGGAGGAUGUUCGGCCCAUUUUUUGGAGAAACCGCAACAAGUCUUAUGUUAUUCGCACACAGGAUUGGGACGAGUUCCCCAACGGUCGAUGGGGUGAUUCUCGCUCUCCUGCUUUCGGAGAGCUGGAUGCUUACGGCAUUGGUUUGACUGGUACUAACGAGGCCAAUCGUAAGAAAUGGGGCGAGCCCAAGACCAUUCAGGAUAUUGCUCAACUUUUCGUCCGAUAUCUCCAAAAUGAGAUCGAGUCUCUGCCAUGGAGUGAGGCACCUCUUACCACUGAGGCUGAUGAGAUUCGAGAGGAGCUUAUUGAGCUCAACAAGCGAGGAUUGUUGACUGUGAACUCUCAGCCUGCUGUCAAUGGCGUCAAGUCUUCUCACCCGGUCCACGGCUGGGGCCCCGACAACGGUUAUGUCUACCAGAAGUCAUACCUUGAGUUGCUGGUGCACCCCGAUGUCUUUGACAAGAUGAUCACUCGCAUUGAGAGCCACCCUGAUCUGACCUACUACGCUGUGACUAAGGACGGCGAGCUCCGAUCUAAUGUGACAUCUGAUGGUCCCAACGCAGUGACAUGGGGUGUCUUCCCUGGAAAGGAGAUUGUGCAGCCAACCAUUGUCGAGAGCAUCAGUUUUCUUGCAUGGAAGGACGAAGCAUUCCGACUGGGUGUUGAUUGGGCUCACUGUUAUGACAUGAGCUCGCCUAGCCGAGCUCUGCUUGAGGGUGUCAUGAAUGACUGGUACCUCGUCAACAUUGUGAACAACGAUUUCCACGACAACAAAACCAUCUUCGAGCUUUUGAAGGGCCUCGAGGUUAAGAAUCUCACUACUCCUGCGACUCCUCUGACUGAGUCUGUAGGUAAUGGCGCCGUAGAUACUGAACCUAUUGCCAACGGUACUGCAGCCACUGCAGUUGCGAACUAGAUGUUCUCACACAGUGGUACCCGGUGCAAUGGUUUGCCAAGAUGCCCAGCAUCUUGACCAAAGUAAAUCUCCGUUACGAUUGCAGAGUGAUUGCAAGUAUGCAUCAUCGGGGCGUUGCUGUGCACUUCCUCUAACUUUAACGACCACUGCUUUUUUUCUUCCUUUGAUUUCUUUUUUGAUUUUCGGGUUUGGGUAUAAUAGCAUCACCGAGGUGUCUUUUUCAACAAAAAGUUACCAGGGAUACGGGGGCAGCAUUUUAAAAAGGCGCAAGAUACGAAAAAUCACCCGGCGGGCGCAGACGACUUUAUGUUUUGGGGGCUUGCUUUGCUUGUUCUAUAUCUCAACGAUACCCCGCCAGCAAGGCCUUAUGGAUGGACGAAUGCAUGACUGAACUUGAUUUCUUUCCUUCUAUGUUUCUUUACUUUUCUUCUUUCCCAACGAACGGGAAGAAAUUAUACAGAGUGGGUGAUGAUGGGGAUAUGGAAAAGAUUAAAGGCAAAGUUUGGCUAUCAUGGUGGGCUCAAGCAACAGCUAGAUAUGCUGAGGCUCGGAACCAACAAUUGAUUUGAUAUCUAGUCCCGAUAUUGGGUUACGAUGAUACUUUGCGCUCUCCCAUACCGCCCCUUUGAGUGACUUGAGUGAAAUGUCCAAAGCCCACCCUUAUCCUUUCUUCGACCAAAUCUGGGAUUGUGUUGUACACAAUAAGGAUGCUAUCGUCAAACGGGCUAUGCAAUUGAAUUCCUUAGGUAUCACCAUGCAUCUUCCUCGGCCACUUCAUAAUCCAUAUUCACCGCCCUUUCUUCUCGCUGUGGUUCUGCGCUCUUCUCCCGUCUAGGCUGCUCAUCGAAGUCCGCCAUAGCAUCGUCCUCUACACCAUGCCUGGGCACGUCAUCAUUGCCAAGGGUCUUGACAGGCGGCAGAGGUGUAUUCACCCACGCAAGCUCAAGACGCCCCUCAACACCAGGCAGUUCCUUACCAUUCAGACUAUAGUAGAACUUCUCUGCUGUUUUGCGAUCUUGGAAAGAGACGUGCGUGGUUUCAGGAGCUGUAUCGACAGACUCAAACUCGCCGAGGUUCUGUUUAGUAUGUCAGCGAUAUGAGACCUGGAAAAAGGAGCAAUGUUAAACGUACCAGGAGAAAAUGGCGUAGAUUCUCAUCCUUAUCAGGCGCUGUAAAGUCAACACCUGUGAUGGCGAGCUUUUUGGGCCGGUUGUCGAUCGAGUAUUGCGCAUAAGCUGCGUGCAUGUUUCCUCCUCCACGGCCCCUGAAGCUUCCCCUUCCUCGUCCACGAGCGCGAAAGCUGCCUCGACCCCGAUACCCACCUCGGGGAGCCCAUGGCGAGUUUGAUUCGUCCCCGGCAUCGGGAUCUAGACCGAGCAUCUUUGCCUCUUGUUCGAGGGCCGCAAGCUUCGCGCGUAGCAUACUUGUACCUGACGAAUUGGCAUCGCCAUCCUCGCCUCUUUGACUGGCGAGUUUUGCUUGUAGCUUCUCAUUUUCCUCUCGGUGGCGGGCGAGGAGUUCUUGAUGCUUCUUUACUACCUCCUGGCGCUCCUGCUCUAUCCUGGCGCGCUGAGCCUCGCGCUCUUGGUGCUUCUUUUGUUCUUCUUCUUGCUUUCGCUGGAACUCUUCCAUGUCUAUUUCUGGUUCGACCUCGCCAUCUUCUGCAGCCAUUGGGUCGCCCGACCAAUUGCCCCCUUGUAAAGGAGCCGAUACUGGUAGUGUGUCGAUCUUGUCUUUGUACCAAAACACCUUGACGAACCUGUUGUCGAAUAUCACUUUGGGUGAUUGAUAUGCUGCAUUUGCCGAGCCCCAUUUAUCGUACUUGACAAUCGCGAGGUGCUUGUAUGGCUGCAUUGAGAUCUCCUGGAUAUUGCCAAAUUGCGAGAAGAACUCCCGCACUUGCUCCUCGCUGAAGGAUUCUUCUGGGAUAUUUUCAACCACAAUGGUACUCUUUGUACGGUCAUAGUUAGGCCCUUCAGCGGAGAAAGGAGCUCGCGAACCGCCCUUCUUAGCGCCACGGUUCCGACGACCUCCUCGACCGCCUCGACCUCCAUCGGGUGGGAAAGUCCAAGGAUUCAUGCUAUUUGGGGCGUUUGCUAACAUGGCAAACGGAUCACUUGGGUCGUACUCUACCCGAGCUUAUAUUAGACGAGCAAACAAAACAAACAAGUGAUACCAAACUUACCGGCGUCGGUACCUGGGGGUACGAAUAUCGACUCGUUGCCAUGGUCAUAUGGGCAUGUGCUCCCACGCGAACAGAAACCCUUGGUGUCAAAAUCACGACAUCGACCUCUUCUCCGGAGUUGACCCCGGCCACCACCAAAGCUUUGUUGCUGGAAGUUUGGCAUGCCUGGGUAUGGCAUCCCCAUGGAACCCAUCUGCAGAAAUGCCUCCAUGACUUUCGGAUCAAAAGGCAUGUCGGGUCGCGGAGGAAGAUUAUACGUGGGUACCCCAGGCCGUCCUCCCCUCAUGUCGUCGCCUCGGCCUCCACGUCCACCUCGACGGGGUUGCUUCUGCACACGCCCAUCACGGUUGAAACUGUCGUAUCCAUCUUGCGGGUCGUAUUCUUCGCGAUCGUAGAAACCUCUCUUUCUUGAGUCAUUCGGCGUCGUGCCGUCGGCCAAAGGUUGCUGUACUGGUUCAACUCCGAUCUUUGGAGCUGGAGGAGCCCCUGGGAGGUAGGAUCUGUACGCGAUUGCUUGGAAGACGUCGUCGAGGAAAGCUUUGGGGUCUGUGGAAUGGACUUGCUGUCAGUUUCUGUGGUCGAUCGUCCCAAACAUGAGAGUAGCACUGCGCACCUUCGCUUAAGAAGUCAGGAAUCUCCUGUUCGCAAAGUUUUCGUACCGCGUCUGCGUUGCCAUCGUGCUUGAGAAGAGCGAUAACAUACUCGGCUAGGACGUCGGCGUCGGCGUCGGAGCUAUUGUAUAUGUUAGCGGAGUCUUCAAUUCUGCGAGCCAUUCCAGCACCGCAUGGGGAAAAUGAGGCUACGGACGUAUCCUCGAUGCGCUUGACUAUCCACGCCUUGAGUAGAGGCGCAUCUUCUUCAGAGAACAGCAUUGUACAAACAACGCGACCGCUCCGUUAAUAGUAGCCGCCAGAAUGCGCCCGAGACAAAGAGCAAGGGUAGGUCAGGUACGUAGGUAUGCUUGGUUGACGUUCUGAGGUUGGAGGCUGAUUUUUUUGGGUCAUGGGCGGUUGGGGCCUUUCGUUGUAUCGUGACAGGUCAGGCAGUAAGAUCACGGGUAUCAAUUUGAUAUAUAAUAAGUCUCAAUAAGAUCGAACAAGAAAGAUUUAUAAUACGCUAGACAAGU
This is a messenger RNA of Fusarium verticillioides 7600, 5691 nucleotides long. RefSeq names its product methylenetetrahydrofolate reductase (NADPH). NCBI's taxonomy places the organism in Eukaryota, Fungi, Ascomycota, Sordariomycetes, Hypocreales, Nectriaceae. The transcript is spliced from 3 exons. Gene Ontology annotation, cellular component: cytosol. The coding region runs from base 515 to 2380 and encodes 621 amino acids. Gene Ontology annotation, molecular function: FAD binding; methylenetetrahydrofolate reductase [NAD(P)H] activity. Gene Ontology annotation, biological process: tetrahydrofolate interconversion. The record is from RefSeq and is a predicted model, not a curated record.